Molecule: messenger RNA, 1843 nt
Organism: Triticum dicoccoides
Lineage: Eukaryota; Viridiplantae; Streptophyta; Magnoliopsida; Poales; Poaceae
Exons: 4
Coding region: 93-1079 (328 amino acids)
Biological process (GO): regulation of DNA-templated transcription
Molecular function (GO): double-stranded DNA binding
Source: RefSeq, a predicted model, not a curated record
GCUCGGUUGAGGCGAGCCAAAUCCGGCGGUCGGCGGCCACCGUCUAUCUCUCUCUCCCUUCCUUUCCUCUCGUCACCGCCGCCGCCGCCGCCAUGCUCCGCCUCCGAAGCCGCAUCCUCGCCCACCUCCUCUUUUCUCCCGCCACCUCUCCCCACCGCUCCCCUCAUCCAGCCGCCUCGCACUCCACACUCCGCCGCCUCCUCCUCUCCGCGGCCGUUCCCCCACGCACCGGAUUCGCGGUACAAGAGUACCUCGUCGAGACCUGCGGCCUCACCGAAGCCCAGGCACUCAAGGCCUCGGCGAAGCUCUCCCACCUCAAGUCCCCCUCCAAGCCAGACGCCGUCCUCGCCUUCCUCGCAGGCCUCGGCCUCUCCACCGCCGACAUCGCCGCCGUCGUCCCCAGGGACCCGCGGUUUCUCUGCGCCGGCGUUGAGAGAACCCUGCCCCCCAACGUCCUAGGGCUUGCCGGCCUCGGCCUGUCACGCUCGCAGAUCGCGCGCCUCUUCUCGCUCGUCCCCGGCGAAUUCCGCCGUAGAUCCAUCGUCUCCAACCUACCAUACUACCAGUCUCUCUUCGGCUCCUACAAGAACCUCCUCCGGGUGCUCAACCGGAACAACUCUCUCCUGGGAUGCAGCCUCGACAAGGUGGUCAAGCCCAAUGUCGCCUUCCUGCGGGAGUGCGGGCUAGGUGAUUGUGAUAUCACCAAGCUGUGCUGCAAGAACACGUGGAUUCUUAGCAAUAACCCAGAGCGCGUCCGGGCGAUGGCGGCACGUGCGGAAGGUUUAGGCGUGCCCCGCUGCUCUGGAAUGUUCAGAGAAGCGCUGAUGGCUGUUGCAACCAUGAGUCAGGAGAUGAUUGCCGCGAAAGUGAAUUACCUCAAGAACACAUUCAGGUGGUCAGAAGCUGAGGUGUCCAUUGCUGUUAGUCGUUCUCUGAUGGUGCUGGUGAGGUCUAAUAACAUGCUGCGGAGCAAAUCAGAGUUCCUUAUCUCUGAGAUGAAUUUUCAUGGCUACGGGUGGACAGUGGCGAAGGGAGCAGGCCCGCGAGAGGGCAGGGUGGAGAGCGGGGUAGCCAGCUGAGCUGGGAAAUCUUGCUGUCGCAGGUCGCCUUCUGUGGCUGCAGCCAAGGGUUGCCGUCUCCUUGGUGUCCGAUGGGGAGCUCGACCAGUUCCCAGCAGGCAGAAUAGACGAGCAGAUGCAAGGAUAUGAUGCAUGGAGGGCGUUGGCUAACCACAGUCGUGUUGGUAUCGAUUUGCUAUGUUGUCUCAAGACUGCCCUGCCCCUUGUGUUAAGAGUAAAAAGAUGUGAUGAACCCUUAAAGUUCUGGGAGGAGUCUGAUCCCAAAGACAACCUCCUCUCGCGCACCAACGUGAUGAGUUUCCGUGAGUUCGUGGGAGACCCAGGCGAGGUUGGCUUCCUGGAGUUCUUCGAGAUCGGGCGGGCGCCGGAGACCGCAUCUGUUUCCAUGGCCAGUCCAUGGAAACAAGGCAAGGAAAUCCUGGCAAAUGGUUGUCCUUGGCAGUGCAGAUUUUUCUUGCCGAGUCAUCAUUUCCUGAAAAUCUCAUGGUACCACGCAGCAAGCGGAGGUCAAAACAAGUCGGGGAUUCCAGCUUGCAUUCAUUCAGCAAAAAAAUCUAAACUAAAAUUAGUGAAAAGUCACCCUCAACUUUCUUGCUCUGAAAAUUAGCAUGCAACAAGUUAGUGCUGGCCAGGAGGUACAUGCAGAAGAUAAGCAAAGAGUUGUAGAGAAAAUCUUAAAAGAGUCCCUGCCUUGUAGAGAAUGAAGGGAAUAAGUGCGAAAUGACGUUGAAAAUCAAAGCGAUUUGUUUUUUUAAGAAUAGUUC